AUGUCAUCUUGGCUUCCAAUCCCCGCGAAGAGUCAUUUCUCUCUCGCCAAUUUCCCCUUUGGUAUAGUCUCAACUUCGAACCAGCCGACACCUCGUCCAGCUGUUGCUAUUGGCGAGCAAGUCCUUGACUUGUCGGUAUUUGCGCGGAAUGAUGGCUUUUCGAAGUUAUCUGACUUCUCAGCCGAGAAACUUGACGUGUUUUCGCAAUCAACACUGAAUGACUUUGCUGCCCUCGGAAGACCGGUGCAUCGUGCUACAAGAGCUUAUCUUCAAGAUGUCUUUCGCAAAGAUACACCGUACCCCGAUAUUCUCAAGGAUAAUGCACAUUUACGAGAACAGGCCUUGAUGCCACUUGGCGAAGUCAGGUCUCACGUGCCACUUAGCAUUGGAGAUUAUACCGACUUUUUCGCUGGUCGUAACCAUGCGCAGACAGUGGGUGCCUUGUUUCGGGGUCCGGCCAGUGCACUUCAGCCAAACUACAGCCAUCUCCCAGUCGCAUAUCACGGUCGUGCAAGCUCUGUUGUUGUAUCUGGCACUCCUCUACAAAGGCCUUGGGGCCAAGUACUUCCCAACCCUCAAUCACAAGACCCUGUUUUUAAGCCUUGUUCCAGAUUGGACAUCGAGUUGGAACUCGGUAUGUUUGUCAGCAAAGGUAAUAAGCUUGGUUCUUCAAUUGCUGUUGAAGAUGCAGAGGAAUAUAUCUUUGGAUAUGUUCUUAUGAAUGAUUGGAGUGCGAGAGAUAUUCAGCAGUGGGAGUAUGUUCCAUUGGGGCCAUUCAAUGCGAAGAACUUUGGGACAACCAUCAGCGCUUGGGUUGUUCUAGCCGAUGCUCUUGAGCCAUUCAGAGGUGAGGGGCUAUUGAACGAGACGCCACUACAGAAGUAUCUAGACGAGAAGAGAAAGGAUCCCAUCCUCCAUAUCAAUCUCGAAGUUUCGCUCACGACCAACCAAGGUCACACGACGAAGAUCACACGUACAAGUUCCAAGAAUCUGCUGUGGUCGUGGCCCCAAAUGCUUGCUCACCACUCUAUAUCUGGGUGCAACAUGCGCACAGGAGAUUUGCUUGGAUCGGGAACUAUUUCUGGUCUCGAACCGGGCACACAGGGAAGUCUUCUUGAGCAAACGCAAGGAGGAAAGGUUUUCGUCCAGCUGGAAGGCGGCGAGGAGCGUAAGUUUGUCCAGGACGGCGAUACUAUCACCAUCACUGGUUGGUCGGGGGAAAAUGAGGAUGGGCUUGUCGGCUUCGGAGAAUGUUCAGGUACUAUCUUAACUGCUGUGUCGAGGGACUAG
Messenger RNA from Fusarium venenatum, 1290 nucleotides. RefSeq lists its product as uncharacterized. Gene Ontology annotation, biological process: homogentisate catabolic process; L-tyrosine catabolic process; L-phenylalanine catabolic process. NCBI's taxonomy places the organism in Eukaryota, Fungi, Ascomycota, Sordariomycetes, Hypocreales, Nectriaceae. Gene Ontology annotation, molecular function: fumarylacetoacetase activity. The record is from RefSeq and is a predicted model, not a curated record.